Messenger RNA from Eremothecium cymbalariae DBVPG#7215, 570 nucleotides. RefSeq names its product Far7p (gene FAR7). The record is from RefSeq and is a predicted model, not a curated record. Lineage: Eukaryota; Fungi; Ascomycota; Saccharomycetes; Saccharomycetales; Saccharomycetaceae. The transcript has a single exon. Bases 1 to 570 code for a protein of 189 amino acids.
AUGGAGCAAGAACCUCAUGUUAUGUUUAUGAACCCUCAGACGGAAAAUCUAAAGAAUCUGUAUGAUCUGGUUCAAAACCUGUCGGAGCUGUUGAACAAGAACAAGCAAGAACGGAAUAAGUUACUCAGAGAGAUCGAUGUUUUGGCGAAUAGGAUGCAUCAGAGCGUUUCUCCAAAAGACUAUGCUAAGGAUGUGCGUGUUUUUGAUAUUUUUCUAAAACGACGGGGGAUCGAGUGCGAAGGGAAUGGAGAAGAAGGCAUUAACUUGGAAUAUGUUUGGGAGCAGAACAAAAGGCUAAGGGCCGUUUUAGACCAGAAGUCGAUGCUGAAUAGAGAAACAUCUAGGUUACUUGGUUACCAUGAAAAUUCGUUAGCGCAGGUUGUGAAGUUAUUGCGAGAUGAUGUGUUCAAAUAUCAUAUUGAACUGAUAGAGAAAUGCAGGCGUGUUUUCAAUGAAAAGGUCUGCCAAAUUGAGGAUCUGGAAUUUAAGGCGUACAUAGAAAAUAUUUCAGACAUACAGGACCUGAUUAAUAUGUCUAAAGUAUACCAAUCGUUAUUACGUUUGGAGUAG